UCGGCGGACAACGGACAACAAACUCGUAGGAAAUAGGAAUUGUUAUUGUUGGUUUGUUUUUCCCUAAUCGGCCUAAUCCCUCUAUUUGUUUCUUGUAGAUUCAUAGAAGUGAACUUGAAGUGAGGUUGUGUAAAUUUUGAUUAUUUGUUAUGCUUGUGGCGUUGAUAGUUAUUUGCUAUGGUUCUUGGAACCCUAACCUAAAUGAAAAGUUACAAGUUUGAUCAUUGAUCAACUGCAGUUUUAUAUUGACUUAGGCCUAUAUAAACUGAAAGUGGUGUUUUAUUAGACUAUCCUAGUUUACGUUUACGGUACUCUAGAUAGGACCAGGCCUUCUAGCUAUAAAAUAGGCCUAUAUUGAGAUCGCAUCUUUAACAACAAAAACCUACAAAAAUGUUUAUCAAACAAGUAAUCAUACAUGGCUUCAAAAGUUACAGAGAACAAACUGUUGUUGAACCAUUUGAUCCUCGGCACAAUGUUGUUGUUGGACGGAAUGGGUCUGGAAAAAGUAACUUCUUCUAUGCUAUUCAGUUUGUGCUGAGUGAUGAAUUCUCACAUCUCCGGCCAGAGCAGAGACAGGCCCUGCUACAUGAAGGCACAGGACCCAGGGUCGUUACUGCAUAUGUUGAAAUCAUAUUUGACAACACUGACAACCGGCUGCCUAUCGAAAAAGAUGAGAUUGUUCUACGUCGAGUCAUUGGUGCCAAAAAAGACCAAUACUUCCUUAACAAAAAGAUGGUGCCUCGCUCAGAUGUCAUGAACUUGCUGGAAUCUGCAGGCUUUUCAAGGUCCAACCCCUACUACAUUGUCAAACAAGGAAAGAUCAACCAAAUGGCCACAGCUCCUGAUUCUCAGCGCCUGAAGUUACUACGUGAAGUGGCUGGGACAAGAGUGUAUGAUGAGCGAAAAGAGGAGUCAACUGCUAUCCUUAAAGAAACCGAAGGGAAAAUUGACAAGAUCCAAGAAUUUUUACGCACUAUUGAAGAACGCCUUAAGACACUUGAAGAAGAAAAAGAAGAGUUGAAAGAAUACCAGAAAUGGGAUAAAAUGAGACGUUCAUUGGAGUAUUGCAUACAUGACAGGGAGCUAAAAGAUACAAAAAGAAAACUUGAUGAGCUUGAAGAAAAACUGAGUAACUUUGAUGAAGAUCAGAAGAAACUAACAAGUGAGCUUAAGUCAGCCCAGGAAGCCGCUAAGAAUAUUGCUCGCAAGUUGAAGGAGGCAAAGAAAGAAGUUCAGAUAGCAAAAGAAGAAAAAGAAACUCUCAAUGUUGAACAGCAACAACUUUUCAAAGACAAGACUAAAUUGGAACUAACCAUUAAAGAUCUCUCGGAUGAAGUCAUGGGUGAUGAUAGAUCAAAGGAUCGAGCUGAAAAUGAGCUUCGAAAAUUGACUGAAACAAUCUCGCAAAAGGAGGGCGAGUUGGAAAAAUUAAAACCUCUUUAUGAAGCACAAAAGAAAAAGGAAGAGGACUGCACUCGAGAGCUUGCCCUGAAAGAACAAAAGAGGAAAGAACUGUAUGCAAAGCAAGGAAGAGGAAGUCAGUUUACAUCAAAGGCUGAUCGUGAUAAAUGGAUUGAGAAAGAGCUUAAAUCACUCAAUAAACAGAUUAAGGAUAAAAGUGAACACCGUGACAAACUGGCUGAGGAAUUGAAGAAGGAUGCUGAAAAACAAGUCCUUUUGGAAAAGAAAAUCGAGGAGCAAACUGCAGAAUUGGAAAGACAAAGAGGAGCUAUUGAUGAUUACAACAAGCAACAUUACGAACAUAAGAAAAAUAAGGACCAAUACCAGAGUACUCGCAAUGAAUUGUGGCGGAAAGAAAAUCAACUUCAGCACACUCUAACUUCUCUGAAAGAAGAAUUAGCCAAGGCUGACCAGGCUCUCAGGAGUAUGGCAGGAAAACCUAUCCUGAAUGGGAGAGACAGUGUACGGAAAGUGCUGGAAACUUUCAGACAGCGAGGAGGGACCUAUGCAGACCUGGCUGAUGCUUACUACGGACAGAUUAUUGAGAACUUUGACUGUGAGAAAAGCAUCCACACGGCUGUGGAGGUCACUGCUGGCAAUAGAUUGUUUUACCACAUCGUGGAGUCUGAUAGUGUUGGUACCCAGAUUCUGAAGGAGAUCAACAGACAGAACUUACCUGGUGAAGUGACCUUCAUGCCCCGCAACAGACUACAUGUCAAAGACCAGCGCUAUCCUGACAGCAGUGAUGCAAUUGCUAUGGUUAGCAAACUGAACUAUGAACCCAUGUUCGACAAGGCCAUGAGGUAUAUCUUUGGAAAGACUCUGAUUUGCAGGAACCUUGAGAUUGCCACAGACAUGAGCAAGGAGUACGGUCUUGACUGUAUCACCAUUGAUGGUGAUCAGGUGUCAUCCAAAGGAACACUCACUGGUGGGUAUUUUAAGAAUAUGAGGUCAAAACUGGAAAUCCAGAAACAAAGAACAGAACUAAUGGCCCAGAUUAAGGAUUCUGAGGAUAAACUUGCUGAGUUGAGGACUCAGCUCAAGGAGACUGAAGACAAGAUCAACCAAGUUGUAUCUGAAAUGCAACGCACAGAAACCAAGAACAGCAAAGCCAAGGCAAACUUUGACAAACUGAAAGCUGACAUAAGGCUGAUGAAGGAGGAGUUGUCUGGUAUAGAGAGGUACCGCACACCCAAGGAGAGAUCACUGGCUCAAUGUUCCUCUAACCUGGAGGCUAUGCAGACCACUAGGUCUGGGCUGGAGUCUGAACUCCACCAGGAUCUACUGGCACAAUUAUCAGUUGUUGACCAACUAGAAAUGGACAAACUAAAUGAUGACAUUCGACGUCUGACUCAAGAGAACAAAUCUGCGUUUGCCACAAGAAUGAAACUUGAGGCUGAGAAAAACAAACUCGAAAACUUGCUUACCAACAACCUUAUUCGGCGUAGAGAUGAACUUAUUCAGGCUUUGCAAGAAAUUUCUGUAGAAGAACGGAAGCGAACGUUGGAUAAUAGCAAGUCAGAGUUGGCUGGCAUUGAGAAAAGAAUUGAACAGGUUAACAAGGACUUCAAAGCCAUGGAGAAAAAAGUCCAGGAAGCAGUUAAGAGACAAAAAGCUGAGCAAGAGGAACUAGAAAGAUUUCGAAUAAGAGAAAAAGAAGCACAAGAAAAACUAGAUGCAGAUUCAAAAGACUUAACAAAAGUUGCUGCAAAACAGCAAAUUUUGCGACAGAAAAUUGAUGAAUGUACAACAAAGAUUGCUGAGCUGGGUUCAAUGCCUCAACCUGAAAUGGUCAACAAGUACAUGGCCUACACCUCCAAAAAUCUGUUUAAAGAGUUGGAAAAAGCAAACAGUCAUCUUAAGAAGUACAGCCAUGUCAACAAAAAGGCUUUAGAUCAAUUCAUGAGUUUCUCAGACCAGAAAGAGAAAUUAAUGAAAAGGAAAGAAGAACUUGAUAGAGGAGAUGAGAAGAUCAAAGAGUUAAUGCAGGUAUUAGAGCAGCGCAAGUGUGAAGCCAUCCAGUUCACAUUCAAACAAGUAUCCACAUACUUCAGUGAAGUGUUCGCUAAGCUAGUACCGGCUGGACAUGCCCAACUAGUCAUGAAGUCAGCUGACGGGCUUGAAAGUUCUGGUUCUCAUGAGAUGGACUCGGACCAAUUUGCUGGUGUGAUGAUCAGAGUCUCAUUCAACGGCCGAGGAGAGAUGAGGGAGAUGAACCAACUGUCUGGAGGACAGAAAUCACUUGUUGCUCUGGCUCUUAUAUUUGCCAUUCAGAAGUGUGACCCAGCUCCUUUUUAUCUCUUUGAUGAAAUAGAUCAGGCCCUGGAUGCCCAGCACAGGAAGGCAGUUGCUGAUAUGAUCCACGAAAUGUCCAAAGAAGCACAGUUCAUCACCACCACAUUCAGACCGGAACUGCUACAACAUGCCAACAAGUUUUAUGGUGUCAAGUUUAGGAAUAAAGUGAGUCAUGUGGAAUGUGUGACAAGAGAAGAAGCAUAUGACUUUGUUGAGGAUGAUACAACUCACGGUUAAGGCAUCCAAGUUGUCUUCUGUAAAUAGGUUCUGUAAAUAGUAUGGCCAAGACCAAGAGGCUAGUAAUCAUUAUCAUAUUUUAUAUCAGUUGUAGACUAGGAUUAAGAGGCUAGUUAUCAAUGUCAUAUUUAUCAUAAUUUAUUACAACCAAUUGCAUGUUCAUUGUUCAUUGUACCUGACUUAAAUCAUGUAUUUGUGUACAAAAACUGAAUCUCUAGGUUUAAAUUUGUACCCAGAAUCAGUGCACAGAUGGCGCUUUGCACACAAGCCCAAUUAUUGGUAUAAAUUUACUCAUUUUGGCCAAAGCAAAUGUUCACUAAAAAAUAUUUGACCACAGUAUCUUGUAAUCCAGUAUUGACUUUGGUUAUAAAUUAAGUUUGCCUAAAAGUAUUAUGGAAAUGCUGGAGUAUCAAUGAACUUGAAAAUAUUUUAUUGGAUUUAACUUUUUAAAUCCCACUAGGUAUUACUCUGAGGUUAUGUUUUUAGCAAAAGGAAAAAGCAUUUUGCUUGGACUAAAUAAAUAAUAUAGGAUGGAGAGGACACAGCUAACUCACCUGAUGAAAGGUUGCAGACGAGUCAAAGAACACAUAAAAGAUAUAAACACACACACAUAAUACGUGUGUGUGUGUGUGUGUGUGUGCAUUUUAUGUGUUCUUUGACUCGUCUGCAACCUUUCAUCAGGUGAGUUAGCUGUGUCCUCCCAUACUCUAUUAGGUAUUACUCUGGUGAUUUUAAUUUGUUAAGUAGCCUAAACCAUUAAUUAAAUGUGAGAUCAAUUAGAUAAUAAUUGUUUGUAAUAAAUAAUCAUUGUGUAUGUUUCCAAUCACACUUAAAGAUAAAACCCAAGUGUAAAUAUCAAGAAUUACAGUUUUUGUCUGGUAGUAUUUAGUUGCAUAGUCUAGGCUACAUUUAAUAUAAGACAAUUCAUUUUAUAAUGGCAUUAAGAGAUAUGGUUUAUUAUAUUAAAGUUCUAAACUGCUACAGUUUAAGGGGUUGAUUGUCAUUGGUAGAAAUUAAUAAGUCAAUAUUUUUGUGAUUAAAUAACUUACGUCAUCAAUCCAUGAAUUGCUGUGGAGUACGCGUUUCAACCAUCAGGUCACCCUCAGCUCCACUGUCACUAGGUUGAAUCUGUUUCUAUGUUGCUUCGAUUUUGUAGCAACAACGUCGAUAUAUCGAAUAAAUAGGCCAAACACAUUUUACAUUCAUUACACAUACACGACACAAAACAUUAAAAUAACGGAAAAACUAUGAUUAUAACACUGUGCGACGUUGUUGCUACAAAAUCGCAGCAACAUAGAAACAGAUUCAACCUAGUGACAGUGGAGCUGAGGAUGACCUGAUGGUUGAAACGCGUACUCCACAGCAAUUCAUGGAUUGAUGACGUAAGUUAUUUAAUUAUUUGAUAACUCAAUCCGUUGUGCUACAAUCUCAACAUUAUAAUAUUUUUGUGGUUCUUUGUAGAGUUUAAAAUUAAAAUUGUACAAGUAUACCUAAAUAAAUUGUCGCAAGGUAAACAAAUAGCUAUAAUAUAUUGAUGUUAAAGUCAUGCUUUCUAGCUGAUUGUCAUAAACAUUUGAAAUAUAAACCUUUGAUUUGAAUAUUGGUCUGAUCACAACAAGUAUGUCAGUCAAGUCAAUUGUGAUUUCAACAAAGUAAACGACAAUUAAACAGUAAUGUCCUAUUUCAUGUUAAAAUACAAGUUUGAAAUCAAGGAGAUUGAGACUCAACUUCUUACUUGUAGCCUAAUCCAUACACAUUUCACACAUUAGUGUUAAAUUAAACAUAUUGUACACGAUUUUCUCUACCAAGAACCAUUAUCUGCCAUUUUAUCUGUUGAAAGAACAGACAAAACUUAAAUAGUUUUGAAAUGUUGUUGUUUGAAUACAGAUGUUGGAUUGGGACGGGUUUUUAUGUAAAAUAACAGUGAAUGCUUUAACAUGUUUUUGUUUAUGACUUGUAAAAUCAUUUCAGUGUAGUUUUAAUAAACCCUUAGUUUUAGUUUAGUUUUUACUAUGUACAAAUUUAUUAAGUUAUCGUUAUCAUGAAAUGAGAGUAAAUAAGUUAGUUAAAAAAUUAAAAAAAGUUAGUUAAAAAUUGAUUCUGCAGGGAGAAGAGACAUAAAUUAAAUAUUUUUGAAACUUUGUUUUGAGUAAAGAUUUUUAGUUAAGAAUGUCUGUUGUUUAAAAUAAAAUUUGACAACUUAAAGUAAUUUGUAUUCUAGGAAAAAAUGUUAACAUUGUAACAAAGAAACAAUUGUAUCAUGAUUUCCUUUUUCUUUUUAUAAAAUUAUUUAAGUUUUCAUUUGAUAAAAGUGAUUUAAUUUAUUACUAAAAUCCCAACCCUCGUUGGCCAGUAUCAAUUAAUGUUGUCACAUUAGUGCAAAGUAUAUAGAUUGUUGAAACUUUGCUUUCUAUAUUCACUGACAAUUGUAAUUUAAAUUGUUUAUAAGACUUAGUGCAAGAGAUUUUUAUUCUAUUACAAUGACAUUAAAAAAAACAUAUUUGUAAUAAAAAUAAUGUGU
This is a messenger RNA of Macrosteles quadrilineatus (aster leafhopper), 6514 nucleotides long. It is a transcript of the gene SMC3, whose product is annotated as structural maintenance of chromosomes protein 3. Gene Ontology annotation, cellular component: chromosome. The transcript has 26 exons. Bases 391 to 3993 code for a protein of 1200 amino acids. Gene Ontology annotation, biological process: mitotic sister chromatid cohesion. The record is from RefSeq and is a predicted model, not a curated record. Lineage: Eukaryota; Metazoa; Arthropoda; Insecta; Hemiptera; Cicadellidae. Gene Ontology annotation, molecular function: ATP hydrolysis activity; double-stranded DNA binding; cohesin loader activity.